Molecule: messenger RNA, 3027 nt
Organism: Symbiodinium sp. CCMP2456
Lineage: Eukaryota; Dinophyceae; Suessiales; Symbiodiniaceae
Source: the annotation of a GenBank genome assembly
AUGAGGGCUGAGAAUUGGCAAUUCAAGGAAGUUGAUCUUGCAAAGAGGGGCCAUGCGCCGGCGGCGGAGGAGGUGUCGGAGCGCUUGGAGGCGGAGGCUGCUGUAGAGGCACCCCAAGAUGAAGCAGUUGAGGCGGCCGACGAGCCUCCGCCCGACCCCACAACAGAGGCCGAGGCGCCAGAGACCCGUCCCAGCACCAGUUCCUCGGAGCCUCCGGAAAGCGUGGAUGCAGGUCCCCAAGGAGUUGAGCGAGAGGCUGAGAUAGACACGGCUGCCUUGGCAGCUGCCGAAAAGCGAGGAGAUGCCGCGCCGCUUCCGGCACAGCUACGCCAAGGCGCCCGGGCUGUGGCGUGCGUGGCACAGCUGAGUGGUGCGAUCACCACGGAGCUCAUCGCCCAAGCCGGGUUCGAACUCAUCAUCGUUGACCACGAGAAUGGCCCGGGCGACUUCUUCUCGGCGGCGAAUCUCGUGAGGUCUUCUGUGGGAGCGGGGGCCCACUGCAUCCUCCGGCUACCCUGUGCGGAGCACACGCAGGUUUACCGGGCUCUUGAUGCCGGAGCCGAAGGUCUCCUGCUGCCUCAGGUGCAAAGCCGCGGAGAGGCCGAGGCCUUCGGGGCCCUGGUCCGAAAAGUCAGCGAGCGGACACGAGACGACGAAUAUCUUGAAUGGCGAAGCUCUCCACUGCCGCCCCCAGAAGCUGCUGGGGGGGAUGAAGAUUCGAUCCCAGUACCCCGGCCAUUGGUUGCAGUGGAGAUGGAUCCCAGUUGUACAAUCGAUGUGGCCGAGGAGCUGUUGAAGGCCGAAGGGGUGGAUCUGGUCUUCGUAGAUCCAGAUCGCUGCCUGGAGUCCAUCCUAGCGGAGUACCGCGUGAACACCCCGGCACCCGAGGACGCAACCUCGUCGCAAGGCUUCCCACCGCGUGUGCCGCUUGCGUCUGGCAACGCGGAGAGCCCUCGUGCGAAGGAGCCCGAUGCGCCGGGAAACACCCUCCGUUCUGCCACUCCGCCUCCCGGCCCACCGCCGACGACGACCCGACGCUCCCAGGCCUCUCUUAAGGCCCCCUUGCUCUCGGCUCGGCUGCGCGCCGCGGCGGGCGGUGCUGCCGCGCUGCCGGUGGCUGCCGCCGAGGCCAUGCAGAACUUCUGGUCUGGCUUUGACGCGCUCCCCAGCCGCGCCGCCGAGCGGCGGAAACUCGUUGGCUGCAGCGCCGGGCCCACGGCCGCACGGCGCCCUUCGAUCUCCUCGUCCAAGGCCACAGCGUGGUGGCGCUAUGUGCCGAUUUGGCCGGCGACUGCACUUCUCCGCGAGGGGGCCUAUCGCCACGUGACGGAGAUGAAGAGUGAGAGGCAUCACGGCGCUCAGCAGCGACAUUGGGCUGCACCCUUGGAGUCGGCAAGGGCCAGGCUGGCCACCAGUGCCCUGGUUAGCCAGCUCAGGAGGCAGAAGAAGGCCGUGGCUGCUUUCCUCCACCUGGGCGAUGCCCUGGCGGCUGAGGCCGUGGCCAAUGCCGGCUUUGAGGCCCUGGUGCUGGACCACGAGCAGGGACCCGGGGAUCUGCUCAACGCAGUGGGCCUGGUUCAUGCCGCGGCCAGUGCUGGGACUCACCCUUUGCUCAGAGUUCCCAGCGACGAUCCGGGAUACCUUCGCCGGGCGUUGCAGCUGGGCUUCGAGGGGCUGAUCCUGCCCAUGACGGAGACGGCGGAACAGGCAGCCCAGUUUGUGGCGAUGGCGCGCAGAUCCUUCCCUGCCAUGUCUUCGCUGAGAGGCUCAGGUGGUCCGGGUGCCGCAGCAGUGCGCAGCGCGGCACCCGUGGCAAGCCAAUUCCUGCGUCGCCGCGGCGAAGAUCUGCUGAUGAAAGCCGUCCAGGUCGAAACUGAGACGGGGUUGGCGAAUGUGCGCGACAUCGCCAAAGUGGAAGGACUCGACAUGGUCUUCUUCGCCCCGGUAGAGUUGGCAGCUUCGGCCCCUAGGGGCCAGGAGGCCGGGCUUCUCCUGGCUCUGGAGACGGCUGAGGCCGAAGUCAAGAGGGCCAAGAAACUUCUGGGAGGCAUGCUAGUUCCUGGCCGGUCUGCGGAGAUGAUGUUCGCCGCCGGUUACGACUUGGUUUGCACCACCAGCGAUGUGAUCUUGGUCCGUGCCGCCGCGGAGAACAUCGUUCGAGAGGCAAAACCCCCGGCAACCGGGCCCAAAGGCGGCCUGGUGCGCUUCGUGACUUCGUGCCGAGAGGCCAAGUUCGCAAGGAACGACGAGACGCUGGUGGCGAGGCUGAAGAAGUCCAGACAGGCUCGGGCUUUAGGCGCCCUCGUGCGCUUGGGCUCCGCAGCGGCUGCGGAGCUCGUGGCUGCCUCCGGCUUCGAGGUCGUGGUGCUAGAUCAUGCCCGUGGCGCAGAAGAUUUGCUGGGAGCAGUGGCCCUUGUCCAUGCGGCGGCGCGUGCGGGCGCGCACUCGCUGAUGCGCGUGCCAGCAUUGAGCCAGGCGCACCUGCGGAGAGCGCUGCAGGUCGGCGUGGAAGGGAUCAUCCUUCCCGGCGUCGAGUCAGCAGAGGAGGCACAUGCUUUGGUGGAGUUGUGCCUCUACCCUUCCAGGAAUCUUCGAGAGGACAGCCACGCGUCCGAGGCGCGCUUGAAGAAUCAGCCUUUCCGCCGGAUGGACUUCAGCUUUGCUCCGCCGCUGGUCGAGUUCUACGGCCAAAGGGUGGCCGAGUUCAGCCGCAGGCAGGGGGAGGCUCUUCUGAUUGCGGCGCAGGUGGACUCGCCCGAGGGCGCCGCUCGGAUCCGCGAGAUCGUGAAGGUGGAGGGGAUUGACAUGAUCUUCGUGGAUGCCAUGCGCCUGUCAGGAGCAGAUGUCGAGCGGAUUGAGACGGCCGCGAAGAAGCAUCACAGGCUGCUUGGGGGCCUUCUUGUACCUGGCUGCCACGUCGAGGACAUGUAUCGCGCAGGCUACAAGCUUGUCUGUGCUGCGAGUGACCACGGUCUGCUUGCGGAAGGCGCGAAGGCCUGCCUGAAGGCCGAGCGACCCGCUGAGUGA